Messenger RNA from Artibeus jamaicensis (Jamaican fruit-eating bat), 2415 nucleotides. RefSeq names its product torsin family 4 member A (gene TOR4A). The record is from RefSeq and is a predicted model, not a curated record. Gene Ontology annotation, cellular component: endoplasmic reticulum lumen; nuclear envelope. NCBI's taxonomy places the organism in Eukaryota, Metazoa, Chordata, Mammalia, Chiroptera, Phyllostomidae. The transcript has 3 exons. The coding region runs from base 1065 to 2297 and encodes 410 amino acids. Gene Ontology annotation, molecular function: ATP binding; ATP hydrolysis activity.
GGCAGCUGAGGAAGGCAAAGAUGGGGGUGAUUAGGAGGAGCUUGCUUUUCUUAGGAAGGAAAACGUAUGUUUGCAUUGAGGGGAAUGACCCAGGGAGGGGCAGUGGCUGGCUGUCACUGGGGGGGUGAGGCCAGGACACUGGGUGGCCCUGCGAGAGAGAGGACUUUCUCAGGGAGUCAGGUCUGAGAGUGCAGGUGCUUGGGGUUCCCAUCCAGCUGCUUCCAGCUCUGGGAAGCAGGGAGCCUGGACUUGGGUUGCUUUCGGAUGGGCAGAGCUGGGGCCCAGGAGAGCGGACCCGAAAGACGCCUGCCACGGGAGGAGCCUAUGGGCAGAUGGGACCUGCCUGAGGCGCAAGGUUGAGGAAGACGGAGACAGAACAGAUGGGUCAGCCCAGCCGGGAGGUCGCUGGGUGGAGGGUGUGGGUGGGCGUUGCUGGGUCAGCUUCCAGCAGAAUCCGCCACCAGAGACGCUCGACACCCCAACCUUCCCCUUGUCGGAAGAAGCCUGGUGCCGGGUAUUGGGGCAGAGCCAGGGCAGCGUCCUCCUGCCCAGGUCAUCAGGCCACACAGUGGGUGAGGUGCCCCAGGGGUCUCCCAGCACCCAGCCCUGCAAGGCCUGGGGGCAGUGGCUCCUCAGCAAGGGCAGCAGGGCUGUGGGGCACAGAGAUGCUGCCAGAGGCCCCUGGACAGAUGGGUGGACAGGAACUCCAUGCCUCGCCAUAAGGCCUAUGAGUCCUGUGCUCCGGGGAACAGGAAGCACCACGCCUGUGACCGUCCCCCAGUGCCGGUGUACAGAAGCGGAAACCUCCCCCAGCUUCCUCUGCGCUGGACACUCCCUGGGGACCCGCAGGUGCCACUGCCCCUCUAGGCCCGGUUGGCCAGGGAGGCCCCAGACCCUGACCCCAGCCUGACCCUUGGAGGGAGGCCGGCGUUUUCUGCUUCCCCAGCAGCGGACCUCGGUGUGCAGGCGGGCAGGGGGGCUGUCCUGGGGGCGGGGGCCAGCUGGAGCCUGGCCUGACGCAGCUGCAGGGAGGGCGACCUGCAUGUGAGUGCCGCCUCUGUGCCAUGGACCACGGUCAGCCCAGCGUGGAGCCCGUGGCCACGGGCCCCAGAGCCCUGGACAGGAGCGUGAUGGCGCCGCUGCGCGCCGUGGUCCACCUGCGCCGCCGCGUACGCCUCCUGCGCAAGAGGCACCUCUUUACCCCAGGCGCCGGGCUGGACUCCGGGCAUCUGGCGCCCCGCAGGGAUCCGGACCAGCCGCAGAUCUUCACUUUCGACAGCCCCACAGAGCUGUCCACAAGGACGCCUCGCAAGAGGCGCCGGCGCAGCCGCGUGGUGCUCUAUCCCGAGACCUCCCGAAAGUGCCGGCCGCGCGCAGAGCGCCGGAGCCGCGCACAGCGCUGCCUGUUGUUGCUCGUAGCCAUCGUGGGCUUCCAGGUGCUCAACGCCAUUGAGAACCUGGAUGAUAACGAGCAGCGCUACGACCUCGACGGGCUGGAGAAGGCGCUGCAGCGCGCGGUGUUCGGCCAGCCGGCUGCUGUGGCGCGCAUCGUGGCGCUGCUGCGAGACUACCUGUCCACGCACGUACACAGCCGCCCACUGCUCCUGGCCCUCCACGGACCCAGCGGAGUGGGCAAGAGCCACAUGGGCCGCCUGCUGGCGCGCCACUUCCGCGCGGUGCUCGAGGACAGUGAGCUCGUGCUGCAGUACCACAUGCGGCACCACUGCCCGGAGCCGCGCGCCCCGCAGGGCUGCCGCGAGGAGCUGGCGCGGCGGGUGGCUGCGGUGGUGGCGCAGGCCGAGGCGGAGGAGAAGACCCCGCUCCUGGUGUUGGACGAGGUGGAGCUCAUGCCGCAGGCUCUCCUGGACGAGCUGCACAGCCUCCUGCAGCCGCAGCGCUCGCAUCACUUCCACAACGCCGUCUACGUGCUGCUGAGCAGCGUGGGGGGCGCGGAGGUCACGCGCUUCGUGCUGCAGAACGCGUCCCGCUCGCAGCCGCCGUGGCCCAGCGGCCCCACGCGCGGCGCCCGCGCCGAGGAGGAGCUGAGCUCUGGCCUGAGGGCGCUCUUGGUCCGCGAGCACCCGCUUUGGCAGACCGCAGCCAUUGUGCCCUUCUUGCUACUGGACAAGCGGGACGUGGUCAGCUGCUUCCGGGAGGAGAUGGCAGCCGAGGGCUUCUUCCCAGAGCAGGCCCGCGCAGAGCUCCUAGCCGAGCAGCUCAGCUACUACCGAGUCGCCGGCCGCGAGUUCGCUGUCACGGGCUGCAAGCAGGUGGUGGCCAGGGUGAACCUCCUGUAGCGCGGGCCGAGGUGGACGAUAGGGGUCCGGGUCCCGUUAAAUGUUGGGUGGCAGGAGUGGGAAGAGACCUGUGGGUUUGCCCCAGGCCUGAGGCCCCUAAUAAAUCUGCCUGUGGAGA